AUGCACGAUCACGACGAAGCGGUGGUGACUGCAGACGCGUCAGAAGGCAGCGUGGCGUCUUUGAACGACAACGACGCGUCGACCUACGGAACACUCCCCAGCGAUGACCUCCCGGAUGAAGAUACUCUCGCAGAGUUAGUCGAGCAAGCUGUUUCCUUGUCCGGUGAUACAACCAUGGUUGAGACGACCUCUCACGAUGUCACUCACGGCGCCUGGACUCGAAGCACCUUGGAGCAUCACUUGAAGCACUGCGGCUCGGAAGGCACCAUUCGACUCCAUCUCAAUCUCACUGUCUUGACUGAAUCGAUGAAUAUGCGUGACGCUAUGUUCGACCAGUUACGCGACUUGAUCGAUUAUUGGCAUCACGUACGCGCACUGCGUAUGAAUAUCGACGACUGGGCGAUCGGGCCCCUCGAAACCAGCAACUACAUUAAUGCCGAGCUUCCUCUCCGGUCUCUUAGUGUGCAAGACCUUUUGCGUCACAGCGAGCGCAUAGUCGUGCGGGUUGUAGAUGCUGUCCAGUUGCAUACAAUCAAACUUGCGCGCGCCAGCAUCCAACUUGUCACCGUCGAAAGCAAGCCUGUAAACUUGGCUGGAUUGGAGAAGGUUGCCCUGAUGGAUGCUGAGCUGUUCUGUAUCUCGGCCGAGGCGCACGGUAAACAUGCAGAAGCCCCACGAAAGAUCAUGUCUCCGAUAGAACGUACUCGUUUUUCUCUGGCGUGCGUAUCGUCCGUGCAACACCUCGUCCUCCAAAAAUCGAACAUCGUGGAAGGAAUGCAAGCAGUCGAAUUCCUGAGGCUACAGUCAUUGAAGAUCAAUGACCGUCCUCUGCAGAUUCUAUAUCUUGUGCGCGCUCUCAACAUGCCGUACCUGCAGAAAUGUUUCUUGCUAUUUCCGAACUGUAUCAGCUUUUAAUACGACAAUGUGGACCUGGAUGCACAGCAGGCGUCCCUUAUCCACCUUGCAAACGCGAACGGAUCAAGUCUUCGGCACCUUAUUAUCAAGCAUGCCUAUCGCACGAAUGACGCUUGGAACAGCGUGUUGACGAGACUUCGUGGAAUCGAGUCUCUGGCAUUGUUUGCUGGUGCCUUAGACAACAAAUUCAUCGACCUGUUCCGUUCGGGGGGGACACUCCCCGUGCUGAAGGACCUCAUACUCGAUGCAUGCAUCCCAUUCUUCCAUCCUCGUGCCGAUCCCUUCAAUGGCAAUCAUUUUUAUCCAUUCAGCGCCAAACGAAUCGCUUCGAUGGCCAAUCAAAGAUCCGGAGAGGGAAAUGGACUGAUUUCGAUCCGCUUUGCUUUGGGCUGGCCGAGGGAACUUUCAAAGAAGAUCAAGCAGGUGUUGAUGAGGACUGUGCAGUCCCGUGAUCUAACCCUCUCAAGCUGGAU
This is a messenger RNA of Dacryopinax primogenitus, 1388 nucleotides long. RefSeq lists its product as uncharacterized. Bases 1 to 915 code for a protein of 304 amino acids. The record is from RefSeq and is a predicted model, not a curated record. The transcript has a single exon. NCBI's taxonomy places the organism in Eukaryota, Fungi, Basidiomycota, Dacrymycetes, Dacrymycetales, Dacrymycetaceae.